Molecule: messenger RNA, 1584 nt
Organism: Peronospora matthiolae
Lineage: Eukaryota; Oomycota; Peronosporomycetes; Peronosporales; Peronosporaceae
Source: the annotation of a GenBank genome assembly
AUGGAAUCAAGCGACUCCGGCAAGUGGAAAGAAGCGUGUGACUCGGAGUUCGAUUCGCUUCAGAGAAACGACACGUGGGAAAUCGUGCCUCUUCCGAAAGGUCGCAAGGCCAUCGGGUGCCGAUGGGUUUUUCGUGUAAAGGAGAAUCAAGAUGGCGAAGUUGAACGUUUCAAGGCAAGACUUGUGGCCAAAGGAUUCUCACAGAAAUUCGGAGUUGACUAUGAAGAAACUUUCGCACCGGUGGCCAAGUUCACAUCGAUUCGUGUGGUGCUCAGUAUGGCGGCCAAGUACGGCCUAAUGCUACAUCAGAUGGACGUCAAGACAGCGUUUCUUAACGGCUCCCUCAACGAAGACAUCUACAUGGACCAGCCGGACGGAUACCUGGAUGCAACACAGCCGGACUAUGUGUGCAAGCUAAAGAGAUCACUCUACGGCUUGAAGCAAUCGCCUCGCAUGUGGAACCAAACAAUCGAUGGGUUCAUGAUCAAGAUGGGAUUCAAGAACAGCAACAACGAACUCCUCAAGUCAACCAAGAUGGCGCUGAGCAAACGCUUCGAAAUGACGGAUCUCGGUGAGCUCGAUUACUUUCUCGGCAUGGAGAUCAAGAACGACCGUAAGACGGGAAUGGUGACUGUACAACAAACCAAGUUUCUCAAGUCCGUGUUAACCAAGUUCGGAAUGGAUAACAGCAAGCCAGUGAAGACGCCUCAAGAUCCCGGCCUGAAGCUAACCAAGAACAUGUGUGAACAAGAAUGCAAGCACGAAGACACCAUGUGCAACGUGCCAUAUCGAAGUGCUGUCGGAGGCAUCAUGUAUCUCAUGGUCGCCACACGUCCGGAUCUAGCUGCUGCAGUGGGAUCAUUAUCCCAGUUCUCGUCCGACCCAUGCCCGACUCACUGGCAAGCUUUGAAGCGUGUGCUGAGAUACCUGCAAGCAACGCCCAAUCAUGGUCUUGAGUUUACACGUGAAGAAGGAAGCCAUAUCUGCGGGUACACCGACGCAGACUGGGCCGGCGACAUUGAGUCAAGACGAAGUACAAGCGGCUAUGUGUUCAUGAUGAGCGGAGGAUGCAUCAGCUGGAAAAGCCAGAAACAACGGACGGUCGCGCUAUCUUCAACAGAAGCAGAAUACAUGGCGCUUUCCGAAGCAACCAAAGAAGCAGUAUGGCUCAAAGUGCUUUUGGGGGAACUUGGUGAGAUGACAAGCGACGAAGCGAUCAAGAUGUAUGAAGACAACCAAGGAUCAAUCGCUCUCGCCAAGAACCCGGAGUUCCAUAAGAGAACAAAACACAUCGACAUACGCUACCAUUUUGUGCGUGAGAAGGUGGAAUCAGGUGAAGUCGUUUUGGAGUAUUGCCCGACUCAAGAUAUGCUGGCAGACAUGAUGACCAAGCCGAUCGCCGCUGUACAAUUUGAAAACAUUCGCGAUCGACUUGGGAUCCAAGGUGCCGCAGCUAACGAGUCGAGAGGGAGUGUUGAAAAGACAGCGGCUGUGAAGAAGACACCUCGUCAAGCUGCGUCAAGUGUUGAAGCAAGUGGAAGACCAAGCUUCGCUAUACCGGUGGGUACCGGUAUGUACCAGUAA